Baudoinia panamericana UAMH 10762 is the source of this 980-nucleotide messenger RNA. RefSeq lists its product as uncharacterized. Lineage: Eukaryota; Fungi; Ascomycota; Dothideomycetes; Mycosphaerellales; Teratosphaeriaceae. The record is from RefSeq and is a predicted model, not a curated record. The transcript has a single exon. The coding region runs from base 416 to 745 and encodes 109 amino acids.
CUGUCGUUGGAGUAGUUCGAUUCGAUAUGGGCGGUGUCCGAUGGGGAAAGGUACAGGGAGUAGAUACAGGGAGUUGGCGGGAUGGAGGGUAAUGAUGGCAUGGAAACAUGAAUCCGUAUAUAUACCUUAAGGCAACACUCCCGCUCACUCGAGAAACACAGCCAGUGCUUUGCACGUGUGGGCGGUGGUCUGGAGCGAUAAGCCACCAACACUAGCUUCGGUUACGUGAGGCUGCACAAGCAGGGUACUUGCAAGCUGUACGGUACACCAAGUUUGACGCUGCGCUGCUGUACUGUUUGUCGGCCGAAGGAAGGCUAUGGGACGGGUUAUGGUGCUGUAACCCGCUGACAGGGGAUGGAUUGGGUGCACAUUUUUGCAUUGUCUUCGUAUUUACGCUGCUCAUCGUCAACGCGGUAUGCCGCCUGGGCUCCGUCUGAACGCAGGUUCCAUGGCUUUGGCAUACGUUCUCCCAUCAAGGAUAGGGCAUUAUCAAACACUUGGCAGGCAUAUGCCACGAAUGAGCGCCUUGCUAAACAGUACGCAGACACGCAGAUCUCGCUCGCAGACAAAAGGCCGGCGAUCAGGUCAAAGUAGUCUCAUGGUCCAGCGAGGUCGGCGCGUUCGGCCCUCCAAGAGCGUGACCAUGCUCGGCGAAUCAGGCACUGGUGUCAUCUUCGACAGCUCACACGGUGGUCAGCCUCGUACAGGAGGCGAUGAUACCCAGGGGUUUCGACGCUUUCAGUGAGUAGUUCGGGUGCAGACACACUGCCGCAGCAGAGCUGGCUCGAAGUCAUCCAAUCAAAGAUCCAGGAAUGGAUGAUUUUCUUGUGCCGUGAGCAACGUAGUGGUGGCAUAUGCUCACGGUGAGCUUACGUGUGACGCAUCGGCAGGUUUCCUCACCGUCUAGAGCAGCUUCGAUACACUGAGUCUGGCAUGGACGCUUCCUUGUGCUGUUUCGAGCCGCUCCCCCACCGAGUUCG